This is a messenger RNA of Aedes aegypti (yellow fever mosquito), 3181 nucleotides long. RefSeq lists its product as uncharacterized. The record is from RefSeq and is a predicted model, not a curated record. The transcript is spliced from 7 exons. NCBI's taxonomy places the organism in Eukaryota, Metazoa, Arthropoda, Insecta, Diptera, Culicidae. The coding region runs from base 799 to 2673 and encodes 624 amino acids.
UUGAGCUCUUUGAUUCGACUCGCUCGGACGCGCUAAAUUCCGCGGUGGGAUGGGACCACGUUGUCCGUGCGUUAUUCGCUGUUCCAUAGCGUUGUGAACUGUUGCCACACAGUGAAGCGGAGCCCCGACCCUUCUACGGGAGUGACAAUCGUGCGGCGUAACAUUUGCCUGCAAUUAUUGUGUGCAGCAUAAUUAAACAAGCCAUGUGUCCGGCUGAGUGAAGUGUUUCGAACGGAUUAAUUGUGAUUUGCGCAGCGUAAAGUGCGCGUGGUUUUGUUCCACGUGCAAAUGAGCCAAUUGCCGCUUUUCGGUUGUCUUAAGUGCUUAUUUUUGGUAUGAAAAAGCGUGCAAAUUGGCAGCGGGGCAAGUCGGAGGCGAGCAGUAUGUUCUUGCUUGAUGAGAUCAAUCAAGCUUAAUUAACAUCUUGACCAACUGCAUCAGCUGCUUGCUAGGCGUAGGAAGUGCAUUCUGUGACGAUGAGGACUAGCAGCCAGCGCCGCAAACGAAGUACGAACAGAGAGAGCAGAAGUUUUUAAAAGUUUUAAAGUGUCUUGUUUUAAAUUGAUCAACGUGGUUUUAAACGGAAAAAUUUAAUACGGGAGAAAAAUUGUGGCAAAGUUUCUACUCUCCAAAUUAUAUAAGUAGGAGAUAAGUUAUGGGUAGUGUGAGCUAUACAGCUUGAGUUACUUAUCACAAAAAGACGGUGUGGGAGAGCUUUGCGUAAACUGUGAUAUUAAACCAAGAAGCAAAAGCAGAAGAAACGGAAGAGUGCGUGCCGCAAAUUAGGAAUUGGGUGGAAUGGAAGAGAGUCUGAUGAAAAAUGUUCAAUCACAAAGUGAUAUUCGUAGGCGGUAUUCGAAAACGUCGACUGGGGGUGAGGUGAUACAGGAGUUAUUCUGUUCGGGUGAUUUGCAAUGUCAAGGUGAGGACGGCCAGGAGAGGAACCGGCAUGCCAUACAAUUUGCCAUAAGCGCCAACAGCAGCAUGAUGCAGCAGAACGAAACGAUGCUCAGCCACUGUAUCACUGUUGCUGCGGCGAGAACUUCCGCGGAAUGUGGCACUGAAUCGGACCAGAUCAGUAUGAAGAAUGCCGACUGUGAGAUGAAAAUGACCGCCCAGCCGGAUGGAUUUGCCGUCAUGGUGGAAUCGCCCAACAACCGAAUCCGCGUGGCUCUGAGCGUACUGAUCCGCCUGCUGGUACCCUUGACGCAUGGUCUAGCUCGAGGAUGGAACGGCCUACGUGGUUUCCGCCUGCUGCAACUGAUGCGAAAGAUCCGAGAAAGUCGCGGCCUACUGACGACGCUUUUCGCCUUCGCCGCCAACACCGUCUCGAUGAGCCUGUCCUCGGUUCAAGUUGCCCACCGGAUUGACCCCUUGCUACGGGUGAUCAAGCUGCGAAAGGAUUCUUCCAAGAGUGCGAUCGAGCCAGGAAAACAGUCCUUGUCAACUGGUGGCAAGCUCAGGCAUGCGAAGACUAACUUGCGGGAGAUUCCGGACAAGUGUGUGGACCUAGUUGUGCUGGCUGAACCUCCUGCUGGAGUUCCGAUACGUGCGGAUAUUGUACUGAUUCAUGGUCUUCACGGAUCGCUGGUCAACACUUGGAAGCAAGGCUUGUGGAACAGUGAAGGCAAACUGGAGCAUUUCGAGCGGCCUCCGAAGCCUCCAAUACGACCUCCAAAGCGGCAGCGUCACUCGCGAUCGAAUCUUCUAGCCCCACCACACGUAUUCAAGAAGCCAAAGAUCGAAGAAGACUCUGCCGAUCGGAGCGACGAAGAUGAUCAGUACGACGAGUCCCGCUCGACGUCGUACAGAUUUGCCAAACGGAAGAUCACCUACGAAUGUGGUGAACCAAGCAAGAUCCACUUUGCCGAUGACAUGGAGUACAGCUUUCCCACGUUUAGGCUGAGGAUGGAAGAGGAAGGCGGUGGUCAUACAAUUGCUCAAGGAUACACGGAAAAUCGCCACCAUGGUAAGCGGAAAAUGAAGGUUAAGAAGGAUGAAUCGUGGUCACCCUGUUGGCCAGGAGAUUGGUUGCCACUGGAUUGUCCCGGCGUACGAGUGAUUGCGAUCAACUACACUACGGAUCCAUAUCUGUGGCGACCGGUGUGGAUAACGAAGCGCAAUAGGUCCAACUUGGUAGAUCGAUCGCGAGAAAUGGCCAAUAUGCUUAUCGAGAAGGGAGUGGGCAAAGGGCACCCGAUCGUGUGGGUUGGCCACUCAAAGGGAGGGAUUUUCAUCAAGCAGAUAAUCGUCGAUGCAUGGGAGAGCGGUCGUCCAGCUGCAGAACCCCUAUGGCGGUCUUCACGUGGUACGUUCUUCUACUCAGUACCACACCGAGGAUCUCCGUUGGCGGAUUUUAAUCUACCGUUGCUACGACAGUCGAUCGAGCUAACUGAAAUACAGAAAAACUGUCCCAGCAUCCUGGAAUUGCACCGUCGCUUCGUAGCCCUUUACCAGGGCGGCCACCUCAAGAUCGAUGUGUUCAGCUUCGUCGAAACGGCAUUGACACUGAUGUCGGUGUUAUACCUUCGUAUCGUUGGAAUCGACUCGGCCGAUCCCGGCAUUGGCGAUGUUUGCGGCGUACACCUUGACCAUCGGGAAAUUUGUAAACCUCGCAGCCGUAACUGCAUACUCUACACCGAGUUGGUCAAAAUGAUCAAAAAGGUGAGCUGAAGAAGAGAACCCCACCGGAGCAACCCGCCAGAACGCCAACUAGGCGAUCGACCGCUCGCGUGAUUAUAUUUGUUCUAAAAUAUUUUCUAUAGCUACUUGUUCGAAGUGGUUCAAGUACGUUUUUGUUAGUGAUUUGUUUCAAUUUCUAAAUGUCGAAUAGUUAUCAUACGUCGAAAAUACGUUUUAAUGCGGCAUAGCCAAGCAAACCAGUUGAAUGAAACGAGAGCAAUAAUUCAAUCAGAUAUUAACGCAGAAGAGGACAGUGUAUAAUCGCUACCUAAGCGCAGUACCUUCAAAUUGUUUAAAAAGCAAAAAAAAAGUUUCUGAAAAAAGUAGGAAUAGGAAAGUGGUUUUGAAAAUUUUCAGUGAAUGAAGUAAAACGGAAAAUGCUCCACAUUUAUCGAAGCGCGAUUUGUAACUGUAGUCAUUAGUCUAAUCGUAGGGUAUUAUCGUAAUGGUCAACCGUGUAAGUCAUGUGAUAAAUAGAGAUUAGCAUGUUUAAACCUAA